AUGACUGUCACCUACACGGCCAGGGUUGCAAACGCCCGUUUCUGUGGCUUCUCCAAGCUGCUUUUGGCCUGGAAAGGCAGCAUCUACAAGGUGUUGUACAAAGAGUUCCUGGCUUUCUUUGCCAUGUACACCGCCAUCAGCAUCACAUACAGAUUUGGCCUGUAUGAUUAUCAGAAGAGGUAUUUUGAAAAGUUGGCAAUUUAUUGCAACCACUACGCCAGUCUCAUCCCCAUGUCCUUCGUCCUGGGUUUCUACGUCACCCUGGUGGUGAACCGCUGGUGGAGCCAGUACACCAGCAUCCCGCUCCCGGACCGGCUCAUGUGCGUCCUGUCGGGGGGCCUCCAGGGGACCGAUGAGCGCGGCCGCCUGCUGAGGAGAACCAUGAUGCGCUACGCCAGCCUGUCGGCGCUGCUCAUCCUGCGCUCCGUCAGCACCGCCGUGUUCAAGAGGUUCCCCACCAUGGACCACGUGGUGGAGGCGGGAUUCAUGUCGAGAGAGGAGCGCAAGAAGUUUGAGGGUCUCUACUCUCCAUAUAAUAAAUACUGGAUCCCCUGCGUGUGGUUCACCAACCUGGCGGCUGUGGCCCGAUGCGAGGGCAGGAUCAAAGACGAUCACACACUCAAACUACUGCUGGAGGAGCUGAAUGCAUUCAGGGGGAAGUGCAGCAUGCUGUUUCAUUACGACAUGAUCAGCGUUCCCCUCGUCUACACUCAGGUGGUGACUUUGGCCGUGUACAGUUUCUUCCUGGUGUGUCUGAUUGGUCGCCAGUUCCUGGACCCCAGCCAAGGCUAUCCGGGUCAUGACCUCGACCUCUACGUACCCAUCUUCACCCUGCUGCAGUUCUUCUUCUACGCCGGCUGGCUCAAGGUUGCCGAGCAGCUGAUCAACCCGUUUGGAGAAGACGACGAUGACUUUGAGACCAACUGGCUAAUAGACAGAAAUUUCCAGGUGUCCAUGAUGGCGGUGGACGAGAUGUGUGGCGAUCUGCCGAUGAUGGAGAGAGAUCGCUACUGGAACGACUCCAACCCCAGACCCCCCUACACCGCCGCCACUCUCUUUGUCCUCCGCAAACCCUCCUUCCAGGGGUCCACUUUCGACAUGGCGAUCCCUAAAGAGGAGAUGCACUUCCAGCCUCUGGAGAACAUUGCUGAGAACCAGGAGGAGUCAGGCGGUCAUCACCCCAACAUGGCCCUCUUCAACCGCCUGCUCAACGUGGCUCCUUCCCCCAGCGGCUUCAUGGGGGGGGCCCUUCGCCGCACCUCAGCGCAACUCCAGAGGCUACGCCGCUCUCCCAGCAUCGACCUGUGCACCAGCGAUGACGAAAGUGGCAAAAUAGGCAAAGGUGGGUCUCUGCCCUCGGGGCUGGGCCAGGAUACGCAGAGCACCGUGUGCAGUUUCAGGGAGGAGAAGAGCGCCAGAACGCUCCUUCUGGAGGUUCAAUUUGGAGCGGAGCAGCAGGAGAGGCGAGGAGGAGGGUACCCUGCCGCCAACGAGAAGAAGGGAGUGAGAGCAUCGGAGGGGAUGAGUGCGGAAGAGUGGCGGAGGAGAGAGGAAAGAGGGAGAGGAGAAAGCACAUGGGGGGAGACCCACGCUCCUGCCUCGCUGCUCCCUCCUCCCCCCCAGUCCUCAAAACAGACUUCCACCCAAUCGGCCUCCUCCGUUUCCUUCCCCUCCUGUCACCCCUCGGCCUUCCUGUUUCACCCGCCUGCCCACUCCAGUCUGGAGCACUGCAGCUCCCAGCCGGCCAUCAACCAGAGCAGAGCCGCCGUGCCCGCUAUUCCCAAACCGCCCUCUGGCAGAAACAAGAUGUCCUUCCUCACCGUGCCGUCUUACGACGAGCCUCAGCGCUUUCGCAGCGUGAGCAUGGGGUCGGAGCUCACGGGGUCUUAGGUGGACGAUGGGUCGUGAUAUUCCCAUGAACCUUUGGCUGUAUGACAUGAGACGUUGAUACACAACUGUGCUGCCACUUUUACUUUGAUCUGCAGCACUUUUAGUGAAGACUUAACAAACAUCCCUGCUAGAAAAACUAGCAUAGACCAGCAUAAACCAGAAUAGACCAGCAUAGACCAGAAUAGACCAGCAUAGACCAGCAUAGACCAGCAUGAACCAGCAUAGACCAGCAUAAACCAGCAUAGACCAGCAUCGACCAGAAUAGACCAGCAUAGACCAGCAUAGACCAGCAUAGACCAGCAUGAACCAGCAUAGACCAGCAUAAACUAGCAUAGACCAGCAUCGACCAGCAUAGACCAGCAUAGACCAUCAUAGACCAGCAUAGACCAGCAUGAACCAGCAUAGACCAGCAUAAACCAGCAUAGACCAGCAUAAACCAGUAUAGACCAGAAUAGACCAGCAUAGACCAGCAUAGACCGGCAUAGACCAGCAUAAACCAGCAUAGACCAGCAUAGACCAGCAUAGACCAGCAUAAACCAGCAUAGACCAGCAAAGACCAGCAUAAACCAGCAUAGACUAGCAUAAACCAGCAUAGACCAGCAUAGACCAGCAUAGACCAGCAUGAACCAGCAUAGACCAGCAAAGACCAGCAUAAACCAGCAUAGACCAGCAAAGACCAGCAUAAACCAGUAUAGACCAGAAUAGACCAGCAUAGACCAGCAUAGACCAGCAUAAACCACCAUAGACCAGCAUAAACCACCAUAGACCAGCAUAGACCAGCAUAUACCAGCAUAGACCAGCAUAAACCAGCAUAAACCAGCAUAGAAAUGCUGGUCUAUGGUGUUUUUUUCAAGCAGGGAUGUUAAAGAAAGCAACAGCUCCCCCAUAUUUCCAAAUACUACUAUAUUAUAUAUUUUAAUUAUUAGGCUACCCUCCUUUUUAACUGAUGGUGUCUGAAAGUUAAACGUGAACCUAACUGUGUUUCUGGGACCUGGGAGGAAAGUUUUUUGGUAUUUAAAAGGUACAUUUUGGGAAGAUUUGUGCUUUUACAGCGUCUGUGGGAAGAAGAAAAAUAUGUAUCUCUGUAUAUUUAAUUGAGAUGUUUUUGCUAAAAUGGGCUAAACUAGUUUGAUCACGUUUAGCCUAGCUUAGCCCCACGACAAGAGGCAGAGGGAGUUUGGCCUCCAUCGGAAAAUAUAAAUAUAAAGUUUCUUUACAUGUUGUAUCUUAGUAUCUAGCAAACUACGCACAAGGCAUCCUCAUUAGUUCGGUGUUGUCUUAUAAGCCGAUAACUUCACCAUGAGAGAGGACUUUGGAGGUGCCAGUUGGCAGUUAGCUUAAUAAUUAAGCUAGCUUCGAAAUAAUUUAACCAGCUGCUCCGUUUUUUCCCUAUGAUUAUUAAAUACAGUAACUCCAACACAGUGAGACAGCUUUGGGGUUGUUUAAAGAAACCGUUGGCAGAGCUAAACUGGAUAUUUCCCUCUUCUUUUAGACUAUGUGCUAAUCUAGGCUAAACAUGGCAACGCUACAUGUGUAGGCCUACAAAGGAGAGGAGUCCCAUGUCCAGAGUUUUCCAGUUGUCUGCAUAUUAUAUUGAAGAAUAUAAAUGUAUUACUAAAGUAUUUACGAGUAUUUUAGCUUUAACCAACAUUUUGCUGAAAGAAGAUGGUGCUAAAACAGAUCAAAUGAGCGACAGUUUUCUUUCUUCACUUUAUUUUUCUUUUAUUGGCUCAUAAAAUACACCUGUAAAUAAAAUGAUUUUUAAUGAAUUACCUGUUGUAUUUUCACACUAAAUUUAAAUAACUUGAAUAAAACAAAUGAGAUAACACAAACAA
Pseudoliparis swirei is the source of this 3725-nucleotide messenger RNA. It is a transcript of the gene best2, whose product is annotated as bestrophin 2. Gene Ontology annotation, molecular function: chloride channel activity. Lineage: Eukaryota; Metazoa; Chordata; Actinopteri; Perciformes; Liparidae. The record is from RefSeq and is a predicted model, not a curated record. The transcript has 9 exons. The coding region runs from base 1 to 1890 and encodes 629 amino acids.